CUGUAUCGCUAACAACAUAAAGAGGUUUCGCACGAAUAAUGGAGUAGAUUCUGAUUGUUGAAUCUGUAGAAAACUACGUUUCUAACACCUUCAAUAUGUGACAUGUUCUUACCGUGUAAAAUGAAAUUGUGUCUAGAAAGAUAAACGGUUAAUGUACAUAUGUAUGUACAUAUUUAUGGACCUAUACAAUAACCAAAGAAUAUACGUUUCAAAGUAAUUGUGCAUCACUAUUGAAGGAUGAAUCAGCUGCCGAAUAUGACAAGAUUUCUGAAAGAAGACGAUGAUACAGAUUUUACACCCUCUGCAGGUUCAAAUUUAGCUGCUAUUUUUGGUUCAAAGCAAAAAAAGGACCAUGAUAUGCAAGUUCCACAAAAAAGGCAGUCCACGGAGUCUUCUGCACAAACUAGACCAUUCCCAAAACCAGAAGUUAUUCUAGCAAAGGCGGUACAUGCAUAUAAAUUAUCACAUGGCCAUUACAAAUCAGUUGGAAAACUGGGUAUUGCUUUGAUUGGAAAUGAAUUAGCAAAAGACUUUCAAUUAAUAUUAUACAAAGGCCAGCAGAAUCAUAUAUCUUUUGCUAAUAUUGUGCCUGAUUUUUCAUAUACUGUGCAACCUAAUAAUUAUUCAACUUAUUAUGAUAAGAACAGAGAUAACUGGUCCAUUUUAUUUGAAAACAAUGAAGCAUGCCAAGAAUUUGCAAGGGAGGUAUGCUUGUCUAAAUACUUCUCAAGGAAAGAAAGAAGGGAUGACAUAGAAAUGUAUCAAGAUUUAAUAAUCACUGACAAAGAUGUCAUUGUAAAUGAUGGAGAUAAAAUUUCAAUUAGCUAUGCUGUUUCUACAGAUAUUGCACAACCCAUCAAAAUGCAGAACACUCCAUUGCAAAUUGUUAUCGAAAUGUCGGCGCAAAAUAACUGGGAGAAAUUACUUUUAGGUAUGAGCAAGAAUCAGAAAAAGUUUAUAAUCAUUCCUCCUUGCAAGCAGGUGGGCCUUGGUCCUGGAUUUCCAAAAGAUAGAGAUAUUGCUUUAGAAGUUACAUUAAUGGAUAUAUUACCAAAGGAAGAUUCUCUCACAUCCCAAAUAUCUGCUUCUCCAAGUGGCACAACAUCAAUUUUGUCAAGAAUAGCAGAAAUGAAACAGUCAAUGCUUCCUAAAUUGCCUAUAUCUGCAUCAACAGACUCUGAUGACACUGAAGAUGAAGUACAGCGUAAAUCAUUUCCAUCGCAAAGGAUAGAACCGCUAGAAUUACCAAUACAGAAAAGGCACUCUCGUUUAAAUGAAAAGCUUUCGAAGCUACUGCAGCAUAAAGUACAGGAAAGAUCAAAUCCUGUAGAUAUAGAAUCGGAUACAUCUACUGUUGCUCAUCGAGCUUUAAUUUCAACUCAACAUGUGUCAUCACAGUGGCCUACAAGUCAAAUCCAGCCACAAUAUGUAAAUGUCAAUGGUCAAUUGUAUCCUAUGCAGCAGCAUUCAAUUGCUCAACCGAUAACAGCAGGAUUGGAUCCAACUUUAAAUAUAUUCUUAUCAGAAACAAGAACACAAAAUGCUGAAAUUCGAAUGGGAAUGUCCAAAAUUGCAGAUAAUGUUCAGAAACUUCUUGACAAGUUUCAUGAUCUUGAAAUGCAACAUGCUUUAUCUCCAACAAGUGAGAAAAAUAUGGAAAAUACACUAAAGUUGUUACUUCAUACGAAAAUUUCUGAAAGUAAAAAUGAUGAUAAUGAAUUUUCAAGAAAUGCAUCUUCCAGUAAAACUCUUUCUAGCGAAGAUUUAUCCAUGUUAAAUCUUCAGUUAAAGAAAACAGUACAGACUUUGAAGGAUGAAUUAGAACAAACAAAUGAAUCAGUAGUUAACUAUAUACAACGUUAUAAAGAUAUUGAAAAGGAAAAAAAUAGUAUAGAAGAAACAAAUAUUCAGUUGAGUGAAACGAUUAAGCAGCUUAAGUUGUCAUUAGAAGAUAAACAGAAUUUGCUUGAGAAGAUGACAACAGACCUUAAAACAAAUAAAGAUCUUGCAGAUAAUUAUCAGAAACAAGUAACUGAUAUGACAAGAAAAAUUGCUGAACUAAAUUCUGCAUGUUCAUCAUUGAAGAAUAGUUUAUCAGCCGUUAAUGAUAGGGAAAGCAAUGGUAAUGAAAAAUCCAGGGAAAUAAAGAAAAUUAUGAAUGAAACGUAUCAAACAUUGUUAGCUGCAUUCACAGAAAACUCUUAUUCNUAUGCACCACCUCCUAUACCACCUCUGGAUUUGGAUCCUGAGAGCGAAUGGAGAUCGUAA
Messenger RNA from Orussus abietinus, 2268 nucleotides. RefSeq names its product FK506-binding protein 15. The transcript has 12 exons. Lineage: Eukaryota; Metazoa; Arthropoda; Insecta; Hymenoptera; Orussidae. The record is from RefSeq and is a predicted model, not a curated record. The coding region runs from base 238 to 2268 and encodes 676 amino acids.